Molecule: messenger RNA, 2308 nt
Organism: Phymastichus coffea
Lineage: Eukaryota; Metazoa; Arthropoda; Insecta; Hymenoptera; Eulophidae
Gene: cin
Product: gephyrin
Exons: 10
Coding region: 54-1943 (629 amino acids)
Biological process (GO): Mo-molybdopterin cofactor biosynthetic process; establishment of synaptic specificity at neuromuscular junction; glycine receptor clustering
Cellular component (GO): cytoplasm; cytosol; dendrite
Molecular function (GO): molybdopterin molybdotransferase activity
Source: RefSeq, a predicted model, not a curated record
AAAAAGUAUAGUAUACAUUUGAUGUAACAGAAGUGGUAACAGUCAAUUAUAAAAUGUCUUCCAUAAAGUUUGGGGUUUUAACAGUUAGCGAUAGUUGUUCUCAAAAUGAAUUAAAUGACAAGAGUGGCCCAGCUUUGGUAAGUUUACUUACAGAUGCAAGUACUGAAAUUAACCAAAUACUAAACAGUCGAGUACAAUGUACUGCUGUAGUACCAGAUGAGGAGUUUGCUAUUAUGAAAAUCUUAGUCCAAUGGGCUGACAAAGAUGAUGUUAAUGUUAUUUUGACUACUGGUGGAACUGGCUUUUCAAACAGAGAUGUUACUCCUGAAGCAACAAAAAAGGUCAUUCAUAAAGAAGCUCCUGGAAUUUCUUUAACCAUGAUGAUAGAAAGUUUGAAAAUUACACCUAUGGCAGCAUUGUCAAGAGCUGUGUGCGGUAUUCGUGGUAAAACUUUGAUUAUAAAUCUACCUGGGUCACCAAAAGCUGCAACAGAAUGUUUAAGUGCAGUAGCAAAAGUAAUUCAGCAUGCUGUAGAUUUGAUAUUAGAUCACACAAAGAAUGUCAAAAAGACUCAUCAUCAUAUUCAACAAAGUAAUAAUCACCACAGCUGUCCACACAAAAAAGACCAAACUUCACUAAAUUUGGAUGAUGUAGCUGGUCGACUGAGAGAGUCACCGUUUCCAAUGAUUAGCAUAGAAAAAUCCCAGGAGAUUUUAAAAGAAACGGUUCCUAAAAAUAUAUCUACUGAAAAAAUAAACAUUUGGGAAUCUUUUGGAAGAGUUCUAGCUGAAACAGUUUAUUCUCCAUGUAAUUUACCCCCAUUCAGAGCAUCAAUCAAGGAUGGAUAUGCUGUUAUUGCAAAAGAUGGUAAAGGCAGAAAGCAAGUUUUAGGUGGCUUGGAAGCUGGCCAUGAACCAGGAGUUUUGAAAGUUGUACCUGGGACUUGUGUAAGAAUAAAUACGGGGGCUGCUGUACCAGAUGAAGCCACAGCUGUGGUGCAAGUUGAAGACACAAAGCUGCUGGAAAAAGGGUCCGAUGGAAAGGAAGAGAAAGUAAUUGAAAUUCUCAUAGAUCCUAAAGAAAAUCAAGAUAUAAGGCCAAUUGGCAGUGACAUAAAAAAGGGUAUUGCAGUUUUGAAAGAAGGAAUAAGAAUUGGAGCAAUUGAAAUGGGAAUUUUAACUGCUUGCGGAUUUUCACAAGUUCCCGUAACGUGCAUUCCGAAAAUUGGCGUACUGUCCACUGGUAAUGAAUUGCAAAUUGCCGGUGAGGUUCCAAAACCAGGACAUGUUUAUGAUAGCAACAAAAUUACACUGAUAAUGAUGUUGAAAGAAAACGGAUAUAAUGCUGUUGAUUUAGGAAUAGCCACCGACCAAGAAAAGGUGAUGAUUAAUACAAUUGAAAAAGCUCUACAAGAAGUUGAUUUAAUUAUCACAACAGGAUCAGUAUCUAUGGGUGAUAGAGACAUGUUAAAACCUAUUCUAAAAGAAGUUUUUAAUGCUACUAUUCACUUUGGUCGCGUCAAUUUAAAACCAGGGAAGCCGACGACAUACGCUACUUGCGAAUACAAUGGAGUAAAAAAAUAUUUUUUGUGUUUGCCUGGUAAUCCUGUGUCUGCAAUGGUUACAGCGAAUAUCUUCGUAUUUCCGUUACUGAACCACUUAACUAAAAACAACUCGAAACCAAUCGUCGUGAAAGCUAAGCUAACAUCAAAGUACGUGCUGGACUCGAGGCCGGAAUUCGCGAGAGUGAUUCUCGAGUGGUCGGACGGCGAGCCAUAUCCAAAGGCCUACAGUACCGGCAAUCAAAUUAGUAGCAAAUUGCUAAGCUGCAAGAACGCAAACGCCUUGCUGAUGCUGCCUGGCAAAAGCGCCCAGCUGACCGAGCUCGCCGAGGGAGAACUCAUUUCCGCUAUGCUGCUCGGAUUCAAUCAGCAUGUUGCUUGAUCUCCCUAUUCAUAUAUAUAUAUAUGAACAAUAAUAUACACACACCCACGCACACACACACGCGCGCGCGCGCGCAUUAAAUUGUUCUUCAACAACUUUUCCGAUUCUAUACUUGAUGGUUGUAUUUUAAUAAACAUUGUUUUUCGUUAUAUCAAAUGGAAUUUCUUUUUAAGAAAUACUGUGUUCUUAACUGAAUACCGCCCUUGAUUAAUGUAAUUAUUACUAUUUAUACAUUUUUACGUUUGUAACUAUCAUAACUAAUACAAAAUAUAACGUGUGAUAUUUAAAACAAAAUAUCCAAGUGCCAAUUGUGAGUUAUAAAAGUCAAUAUUUAAUGUCGUAAUAAAAAUUGUACAGUACAUUAA